Molecule: messenger RNA, 924 nt
Organism: Spodoptera littoralis (African cotton leafworm)
Lineage: Eukaryota; Metazoa; Arthropoda; Insecta; Lepidoptera; Noctuidae
Source: the annotation of a GenBank genome assembly
AUGUAUCACUUAUCAUUGAUUUUUCAGUCAAGGACGGCGUCUAUUCUGUCCCAGCACAGGCUACAAAUGCUGCAACAAGAUUUUGAGGCACCAGCACCACCAAAUGACACGUUGUACUUGAAAAUAAAGAGCCUUCGAACAUCAGACAUCGACCCUAAGUAUUUUGCCAUAAAAGUGACAUUCUUUGAUCAACUAUUAGUGCACGCCAUCAUCAAGUCUAUUGGCUCGAAAGAUGAGGAACCAACUAAUUUUAUAGCUAAUGGGACUUUCGCUUAUGAUCCGUCAGACUAUGAGAAAAUGUGCCUGUUUGCUGAUAAUCCCCUUGUCGUUCAAGUGCAACCGCUUAGAAGUAUUGAUGUUAGUAAAAUUUCAAUUAACAUGGACAUAGGAAACUUUAUUAAAAUUACACACACUUCAAGCAUCAGCUGCUGCAACAUCGAUAUUUUAUCAAUUUUUAUUGGGUCAAAUGAAGAGCAAAAGAUGUGCAUAAGGAAACGUUUAGAGCCGAUGGUGCCACCGACAACCAUAAACGCGAAGAGUUGGGAUACACUCCCUCUUGUGACGAUGGAAUUGGUCUUAGAGCGAGAUCCUCUGAACAAGGUACACAACAUGAUGCUGCAGAAUGCCAACUGGAUGAAAAUUACUCUCAUCGGCUCCUACAACAUGUUCAUACCGUUCGAAAAGGAUUACCUGUAUACCGCUGCCACAAAAUCCCCUCUGUACUGUGAAGCUGUUGGCAGAUGUUCAGUCGGCACCCUGACUACAAAGGACUUGCAAGUCCACUCUGUGUUAAGAGUGCAGCUGCUGAACAUUCAGAUGAAGCUUUGCCUUGAUCUUGAUGAACCCUACAAUCUCUUUAACCUUUGUGGAGUCAUGAAGGCGGGACACGUAGAGCAGCGCGGCUGGUACAGCAGGUCGCAGUAG